Punica granatum (pomegranate) is the source of this 1538-nucleotide messenger RNA. The record is from RefSeq and is a predicted model, not a curated record. NCBI's taxonomy places the organism in Eukaryota, Viridiplantae, Streptophyta, Magnoliopsida, Myrtales, Lythraceae.
GACUUGUCGUAUCGCACAGGUAAUGAAUGCUAAGUGGCUAAGGCAGUUCCCAAGAAUGCGACCGGGGAAGUUAUUUCGAUUACUAUCUAGGAGAGAACAACUUUACCGUUCUUGUAUCCUCUCAAGAUUGCUAUAUAUUACGAUGCCUUUUUCCGAUAUUGCUAUGAGCAAGUUGGCUCACCUAACCAAGCAAGCUGAACAAGUUGGCCAAGGGUUACAUUCCGACAGCUAGUUUAGAAUGCCCAUAACCUUUUGGUUCCAUGACGUGUCUCGAGUAAUUUAGAAUGAUGACCAAUAACUAUAGUUUAGAAUGAAACUCGUUAGUUGGCAGACGUUCAUAUAAUAUUGCUGAUGCUGCCUAAUGUUUCGGAAUAAUUACAUGGCUUCAUAUUGUACUGAUAGUCAACACUUUUGGCUUCACCAAUAAAUGUCAACGGGGGACCUCUCAAAAGUUGCAUGGACGUGCAUUCUCCCUUUAGUUGUUUAUUAAUUGGACACAAACAUCAUCGGUUUGUCGAGAGUCAAUUCAGAGAUGGAGGGUCGUAAGGACUCGAAGAGAGCGCGUGCUCUCGGGCUUGUCUUGUGGGUUGGGUUUGUUCUCAUUUUUGUUCCUGGAGCUGAAGGAUGGAGUAAAGAAGGGCAUGUCUUCACAUGCCGUAUCGCGCAGUCGUUGCUCAAGCCGGAUGCGGCGCAUGUGGUUAAGCAUUUGUUGCCGGAGUAUGCGAACGGGGAUCUCUCUUCCCUGUGCACAUGGCCAGACCAAAUACGGCACUGGUACAAGUACCGUUGGACUAGCUCCCUUCACUUCAUCGACACCCCCGACAAUGAGUGCUCCUUCGAUUAUGCUAGGGAUUGCCAUGACCAGCAUGGGCAGGAGAACAUGUGUGUUGCUGGUGCCAUUCAAAAUUUCACCUCUCAACUUCUCCACUACAAGGAAGGAACUUCAGAUCGCAGAUACAACCUAACUGAGGCUCUGUUGUUCCUAUCGCACUUCAUGGGUGACAUUCAUCAGCCAAUGCAUUGCGCGUUCACAAGCGAUGAAGGAGGAAACACCAUAGAGCUACGCUGGUUCAGGCACAAAUCAAACCUUCACCAUGUCUGGGAUCGAGAGAUCAUCUUAACGGCUGCGAAAGAUUACUACGAGAAGGACAUGGACCUCCUCCUUGAAGACAUCGAAGGAAACUUCACCGAUGGAGUUUGGUCCGAUGAUACUUCUUCUUGGAGAGACUGUAAAGAUAUCCUUUCAUGUCCGAUCAAAUAUGCAACUGAGAGCAUAAAGAUAGCCUGCAAAUGGGGCUACAAAGGUGUGGAGAACGGGGCAACUCUAGCAGAUGAUUACUUCAAUUCGAGGAUGCCGAUCGUGAUGAAAAGAAUUGCGCAAGGUGGGGUCCGACUUGCUAUGAUUUUGAACCAUGUCUUCAGCGACGACCAAGAAGGAUUUGUAUCACCAACUUAAAAGACGUAUCCGUUGCUUCAUUUUAUAUGUUACGAAUAGAUGUCUGACUAAUCUAAUUAGCAGCGCAUUAUUUCCUAUUUAA